AAAGGGCAAACUCUGUUUUCUUUUCAGCAGUGAGCUCGAUGCGGCCGAUAGACAGCACGAAAUGCGUGGUAGUCCAAGACGUGAAGGCUGUCACUCAUGAGAACGCGCACGUUCACGACCCGAUAUCAACGCAAAUACCCACCGAAGAGUCGUUACCGACAAGCACCGCGGAGCACUCGAGUGCGUCGGACAGCGCCGGAGACCAACAGAGCGAUCCUCAGAUUCAGCAAUCAGCCCAGCAAUGGCCGGCGGUGCUCGAGCUCCAGGCGUACAACGUGGCUCACUCGGCCAUGAUCCCGCCUUACCAUUUCUGGAACACUGAGUUCCGGAACAAGCAGCCCGCCUUCAUCCGACUGAAUCUUACUCUGCCCUGGGGCGCGAACUUUGCCGUCUACGGGAGGCGAAAUGUCGCGCCAAGUGUCACGCAGUAUGAUUUUGUGGAAUUUGUGAAAGGUGGUAGAGUGGAUCACAGGUUGAAAAGAGAUACCAGUUCGGAGGCAGUCAGUUUCAUGAAAACGGCGGCGACAGAGGCUCGAUCUGGUGACAGUCGCUCGUACCAACAUGUGUUGAUCAAGAGAACGAUCGUGGAACCGAUGAUGGUGAACGUUAGCUUGCUUCAGUAUCUGGAUACUGGACGUUGGUUCCUUUCGGUAUAUAACGAUGAGUUGCAGCCAUACAAGGUCACCCUGGUCGUGACCGAAGCCGAGGGUGUAUCGACAACCUGCCCGAACGACUGUUCUGGAAGAGGAUCCUGUUAUCUUGGAAAAUGCGACUGUAUCGACGGGUAUCAGGGAGCCGAUUGCAGUAAAAGCGUGUGCCCGGUACUGUGCUCGUCUCACGGACAAUAUGGUGGCGGUAUGUGCCAUUGCGAAGACGGCUGGAAAGGUGCCGAAUGUGAUAUACCAUUAGGAGACUGCCAAGUUCCUGAUUGCAAUCAACACGGACAGUGUGUUAGAGGGUCGUGUGUAUGUAAUCCUGGAUGGAAAGGCGGUUUCUGCGACGAACCUGAUUGUCCUGAUCCGAACUGCAGUGGCCACGGCGCAUGCGUUGCCGGUAAAUGCUAUUGCAAAGCAGGCUGGCAGGGUGAAAGGUGCAACCAGGUCGAUCAGCAGGUGUACCAAUGCCUGCCACGUUGCUCUGACCACGGCACGUACGAUCUCGAAUCCGGAAGCUGCGUCUGCGAGGGACACUGGACCGGUGUGGAUUGUUCACAACCAAGUUGCGGCCUCGAUUGCGGGCCACACGGAACCUGCGAACAGGGUCUUUGCAAGUGCAACGAUGAUUGGACUGGCACGAAAUGCGAUCAGAAACCGUGCGAUCCACGAUGCGCGGAACAUGGCCAGUGCAAGAAUGGAACUUGCGUAUGCAGUCAAGGAUGGAACGGACGACAUUGCACGCUGCCUGGAUGCGAGAACGGAUGCAGCCGGCACGGACUAUGCACUCUGCAAGAUGGCGAAUACAGUUGCGAGUGUUCAACCGGUUGGGCAGGCAGGGAUUGUAGCAUACGACUGGAAAUGGAAUGUAAUGACUUUAUUGACAAUGAUCAGGAUGGCAUGAUGGACUGUUCUGACAGCGAGUGUUGCUCGCACGCAGCUUGCGCAGAGCAUAUCAUGUGCCUUACUAGUAAUAAUCCUGUGGACGUCCUUCUGCGUAAACAACCGCCCAGCGUGACCGCGUCCUUUUACCAGCGCGUGAAAUUCCUCGUUGAGGAGAAUAGCGUACAAAGUUACGCUCAUAUGAACGAGUACACCGAAAGUCGAGUUGCGGUGAUGCGAGGCCAAGUUGUAACCGAACAAAGAAUUGGAAUAGUAGGCAUCAGGGUGUCCGUGGACAGAGACCCCCGCUUUGGAUUCACAUUAACUAGAGCUGAUGGAUGGUUCGAUGUGUUAGUGAAUGGUGGUGGUGCGGUAACACUUCAGUUUCAACGUAGCCCUUUCAAACCCCUCACGAGGACGGUGUUCGUGCCAUGGAAUCAAAUAGUAGUCCUGCCACCUGUGGUGAUGACUCUUAACGAGGAAGACGAAUCCCCUAAAUCCAACCAACCACCCAGUCCAGCCGUUGGCUUCCCAGGGAUAUCGAUGGGACUAUUUAGCGAGCACGGUCCAUGCUUGGAACAUGAUCAUGAAUUAUUGAGACCAAUCAUCGUCAGCACUUGGAUGCCGGAGAAGGUGGGCGGUCUUCCGGGCAAAAGUUUGGUGUUCGCUGAAAGUCAGAUCGUCCAAGAAAGCAUUGCCAUUCCAGGCUCGAACUUGCAUUUGAUGUAUCAGAGUAGCCAGGCGGCCGGCUAUUUAUCGACUGUUAGAAUGCAAUUGACUGGACCGUUUAUCCCAAAGUCGCUGACACAUGUGCACGUGCACGUUGAAAUUGAGGGGUCAUUGCACGCGAAGACCUAUGAAGCAGACCCAAAUUUGACGCACACGUUUGCUUGGAACAAGAGGAACGUUUACAAACAGAAGGUGUAUGGUGUGGCACAGGCAAGGAUCUCAAUAGGCUAUCAACAUUCCACUUGUCCAGCGGUGAUUUGGGAAACGCAGACAGCCAUGUUGCAAGGUUUCGACGUCGAUAUUUCGGAUAUUGGAGGCUGGGGAUUGGACAUUCACCAUCACUACAACUUUCACGAAGGAAUACUUCAGAAAGGAGAUGGUACCACUUUGCAUUUCAAACAGUAUCCUCGCACUGUGAAAGUGGUGAUGGGCACUGGAUUGCAAAGAAGCUUGGUGUGUCAAGAUUGCGAUGGUUUGGCUAAAGACGUUAGGCUAUUGACACCAGUGGCGCUCACUAGUGGUCCAGAUGGAAGCAUUUAUGUUGGCGAUUUCAAUCUAGUACGCAGGAUUACACCUGAAGGGGAAGUAUACACUGUUUUGACACUAAGUGCAACUCAAGUGGCUUAUGCUUAUUAUCUCUGUGUUUCCCCUGCGGAUGGCCAUUUAUAUAUCAGUGAUCCUGAAAAACAUCAAAUAUUGAGAGCUUUAUCUCUAAAAGAUGUCGAACAUCCCAGUAUCAACAUCGAGCCCAUAGUUGGAAGUGGAGAAAGAUGUAUUCCUGGUGACGAAAGUCAUUGUGGCGAUGAAGGUCCAGCUAUUCGCGCCAAAUUGGCUCAUCCGAAAGGAAUCGCCAUUGCCGCCGAUAAGACUAUGUACAUCGCCGAUGGAAGAAACAUACGCGCCGUAGAUCCUCAUGGAAUUAUUCACACAUUAGUUGGACACCACGGACAUCACAAUCAUUGGUCCCCGGCUCCAUGCGUUGGUGCUAUACCCGCUCAUCAAGCCCAAUUACAAUGGCCAACUGGAUUAACCUUAAGCCCUCUGGAUGGAUCCCUUCAUUUCAUCGAUGACAGGCUCGUUUUGAAACUUACAAGCGAUUUAAAAGUUCGCGUAGUAGCUGGAACACCACUCCAUUGCACUAGUAAUACCAAUAAUAAUGGGAACAGUAACGAUGGUGACCUAAAAAAAGUAAAUUCGACGACAACCACGAGUCCAAAGAAAUCUGACGAAGUACUUGGCUCUGUACUUGCCGUUAGUUUCAGUCCAACUGGUGAACUCUACAUAGCAGAAAGCGAUUCACACAGAGUGAAUUCUAUAAAAAUUGUAGAUAGUUCUGGGAAAAUGUCCCAUUUUGCUGGACAACAACAAGAAAGGUUGCGUGGUCAGUGUGAAUGUAAUAAUACUACUCCAAGCAGUAAAGAUUUGGAAAGUUGCGCAUGUACUGAUGACACUAGUAGUACAGAAACUUUGCUGUCAUCGAAUGCUAAAUUCACAGCCAUUUCUGCUCUGGCCGUGUCACCAGAUGGCGUCCUUCAUGUGGCUGAUCAAGGCAGCCUGCACAUUUUAGCACUGCAACCGUAUCUUCCAAAUCAUGAUGAAAGUGGGGAAUUCCAUAUUCCUUUCCCACCAUCGAACGAGGUAUACGUGUUCAAUCGUUACGGUCAACACAUCUCCACGAAGGAUUUAACAUCUGGUAAGACCCGUUAUUCGUUCUUGUAUAGCAAAAACACAAGCUUUGGAAAAUUAUCUACCGUGACGGACAGUGCUGGAAAUAAGAUUCAAUUCUUGAGGGAUUACAGCAGUGUGGUCAGUUCUAUAGAGAAUACACAAGAUCAUAAAUCUGAAUUAAAGAUUUCUGCAGUUGGCUUCUUGGAGAAACUGUCUGAACGAGGAAGGGCUGAAAUUGCACUUGCCUAUGAUGGUUCAACAGGAUUACUGACAAGCAGAUCAGGGGGUGGUGAAACGUAUAUCUACAAUUAUGACAAUUUGGGUCGUGUUACCGAUGUCAUUCUACCUACUGGUGAAAAAUUGAAGCUAUUCUCGGAUCUAUCUGACGACGAAGGUCUAUUGGUCAAAGUGUCAGCCCCGCUUCAAGCUUUGUCAAAAGGAGACAAGCAAAGAACCGUAGAAUUUAAAAUGAAAAAUGAGAGAUCAAAGAUGCUAACGAUUACUGAUGGUACCAAAAUCAAGAAAGCGAUCGCUUUCACUAACAGCAGUUUAGAGGUUCUCCUUCCUGGUGGUGGUAGAGUGCUAAGUGCAGCCACUACAAAACAUCCACUUCUAGAAGCUGCGUUACCAGUCGAGGCCGAAAUGUUGCCAAUGUGGAGUUAUCAGUUGAUGUCUCUUGGUGAAUUAACCAACACUAUGACCACUACGUACAAUCUAGUCGGCGACGUUAGCCACUUUCAACAGACCUUAAACAGAGAAAUUUGGGUGAACGAUACACGCGUUAUUGGGGUAGAAUUCGAACAAGCUUUCAGACGAGAAACUUUCUAUGAUAAAACGAGAAACCCGUUGCUUACUGUUACCUUCGAUCCUGCUGGCUUACCCCUGACUUGGCAACCGCAUGAACAAGGUUACAAUCUCACGAUCACAUAUGAUAGAUUCAAUCGAAUAGAAAGUUGGAAGUGGGGUCCAUCCGAUGAAUCGUAUGGAUACGAUCGUCAUGGACAAUUGUCAGAGGUCACUAGUAGUCAGGAUGGAACUAAACGAUAUACCUAUAACGAUUUCAAUGUGCUAUCCAACAUUACUCUGGCCAGUGACAGACAUUUCACUUUGCAAUAUGACGAUGAUGGUGGACUACGUCACAUUAUCCUCCCAUCGGGAACUAAACACUCGUUCUCGUGUCAAACUUCUCUAGGUUUUCUCAGAGUGACUUACACUCCACCAGGCAGCAGCAGAGCCUACCUCCAACACUAUAGUCACGACGGAAACUUGUUACAAACUGUGUUCCCUGGUGAUGGAGCUCGUAUCGUGUACAGGUACCACACUUCAGGACAACUUGCUGAAGUCGUUCACGGUGAUGGAAAGAGUGAAAUUAGAUAUACAGAAAGCGGUUUGCCCUCGGAAGUGAUUCAUUCUGAGAAAGACGUAGAGUACAAAUGGGACUAUCAGUAUAGCGCUGGUCUAUUGGUGGAAGAACGCAUAGAUUUCGGUGCAAAGACUGGACUGAGCAAUGCAAAGUUUACGUUCGACUAUGAUUCAAACUUCAGAUUGGUAAAUGUUCAAGGUAGAAUCGGUGGCCAAACUCUUCCAACUCAUACUAUAGCGUAUAGUCCCAAAACAGGUAUGUUGGAACAAAUUGGACAGUUCAAAGUAACCAGACCUCAGCCCAACGAGACCACCGUGUUCGAUGGUACUGCAUUGUUUUCGAGAAUUACAGAUGACAGAUUUUUAGAGACACAAGUGACACUGACGAUUCACCAAUUAGAGGUUUUCAGAAUGGAAUUUACACACGAUACUCGUGGUCGUAUUAAUCAGACUAGGACUUACACUCGCAAUGUGGCCGUCAAUACUUAUACCAACGUGAAGAAUUACACCUGGGAUUGUGACGGCCAAUUGACCGGGGUCGAAGCUCAAGAGCCAUGGGGAUUUAAAUACGAUGCGAAUGGAAACAUGUUGUCACUGACAUAUCGAGGAAACACUAUACCUAUGGAGUACAAUAGCAUGGAUAGGAUAGUAAAAUUCGGUGAAGGAUUGUAUAAAUAUGACAACAGAGGUUUGGUGGUGCAGAAUGCCAGAGAAGAAAGAUUUAACUAUAAUGCUAAAGGACUUUUGGUUCGCGCGACUAAACGUGGACGCUUUGAUGUUCGUUAUUAUUACGAUCAUCUGGAUCGUUUGGCUACAAGAAAGGAUAAUUAUGGAAACGUUACUCAAUUCUUUUAUAACAAUCAAAAACGUCCCCACGAAGUGAGUCAAAUUUAUAGUCCAAGGGAUGGUAAAUUAAUGUCGUUAGUGUACGACGAUAGAGGGCAUUUGAUUUAUGCUCAAGUUUAUCGGCACAAAUAUUAUAUCGCCACUGAUCAGUGUGGAACUCCGAUCAUGAUUUUCAGCCAGUAUGGUGAAGGUAUCAGAGAAAUAAUGAGAUCACCUUACGGCCAUAUUGUUUACGACUCGAAUCCUUAUUUAUAUUUGCCUGUUGAUUUUUGCGGAGGAUUGCUAGAUCAGGUAACGUCAUUAGUGCAUAUGCCAAACGGUAAAGUUUAUGAUCCAUUGAUAGGCCAGUGGAUGUCUCCCUUGUGGGAGAAUGUUCUCGACAGAGUGGAUACACCGACACAUCUACAUUUGUACAGAUUCAAUGGGAACGAUCCUAUUGAUGUUAGGCACACGGACCGACCAAAUCAACCAACUGAUCACAUAUCAUGGAUGUCGCUUCUUGGAUACGAUUUAAAGACUCUCGCACCUCAACUUUUCCCCGACGAACUGCCAGAUAGCCUCGUUCCUCCAGCUUUGGGUCCAGGCACUUCCAUAUUUGGCAAGAAGAAGAGAACCAGGAACCUCGGUGUUCAAUCGGGAUUUCUAGCCUAUAUCGCACAAAGGCAUUCGGGAGAUGCCGUCAGUCUAUCAGCGCCGCCUCGUUCAGCCCUUAAAAAGGACACCAGCGACUUGAUACCCAGCCGUCUGGGUGCAGCCUCGGAUCCUCCAUUUGGAAAAGGAAUUUUAGUAUCGAGGACUGCAGAUGGCCAAGCAGUAGUGUCCAGCGUGCCAACCGCGAACGCCAUCUAUGGCGAUGUGUUCACGUCGGUAUUUAACCGUUCGUACUUUCUCCCUUUCACGUUUGUGGUGCACAGUGCGCAGCAGGACGCGUUAUUCGUGAAGGAAGAAACGUGGCGAGCUAGUGAAGAUCGUGGUCAGUUGAAACGUUUAGGUGGCCAAGUUAAUACAACGUUUCACGAAAACGAAAACGGAAGUGGUAGUAGUUCAUUGAUAGACGUGAAGAUCCACGGCUCCAGUUAUAUUGUGAAUCUGCGUUACGGCACAACUGCCGAGAAAGAGAAACAAAGACUGCUCCAUCACGCCAAGGCGACCGCUAUUCGCAAGGCCUGGCACAGGGAACGUGAGGCGCUAAAGGCCAACACGCCAACGGCCAUCGAAUGGAUGGUGGCCGAACAAGAUGAGAUUCUGAAAUCUGGAUCCGCGUCCAAUUACGAGGGUGAAUACAUCCACGACGCACAGUUGUAUCCAGAACUCGCGGAAGAUCCGUAUAACAUCCGAUUUACGAAGAAGGCUGUGGAUCCGUCUAGUAAAAAACGGCGUAGGAGGAGAGGCGCCCCCACUUGUAAACUUUGGUGGUUGGACAAAAUCUGCUAAUCUCAGUAAGUUACCGUUCUAAACCAGGGAGUCCUCCUCUCCUGAUUCACAUUCUGUUCUGCCGGGAGAAUUGUCCAAUCGUUAAAGCAACAGGAAUUUCCAAACGAACGACUGAACGAAUAAGAAGAGGUUGGAGAAUUGGAUCGAAGAAAAAAGGAAGAAAUUGAGCCGCAGCGAGUCGGCAGUCCUUCGUAUGGAACACUAUCCGAACACUAUCAAAAGAAACAAAAAAAAAAAAUUUAAAAAAAAAAGUUUUAAUACCAAAGUCUAUUUGUGUAUUUCGAAGAUGCCAAAAACAUUUAACGUUAUAUCGAUUAUAUUGUAUCGCGAUUUAGGGUGUAGUGUGUAAGCAUCUCGGAGAAAAUUUUUGCCUCCGCGCACGACCGUGUUGCCAUAACUCGCGACUCUUGCGGACUGAUAGUAUAUAUUAUCGUCGUCGGCCAUAUUAAGGAAAUUCGUUAUUAAUUCGUUAGGAAGCCUUUCGUUCUUGCUAUAGUUACGGGAAACGACAAAGAGGUCGUGGACCAUUUCAUCGUUUUCCUCUUCGCGAGAUAAGGAAGACUUCCUUAAUGAAGACGAUCGUGGAAUCACGAAAAUUAUGUGCGUUCACUAUCGUUGACUCGUAACGAAUCACUGCGUCGUUAGAUGAAAGAAGAAUGACGAAAAAUAAAGGCAGAAAGCAGGCCAUUCGUCGUUCGAGCGAAUCGAGUGAGAGAAACUAGUCAAUAUAUAGCUUUACAUUGACAUAUAAACUUUUUCCAAUAAGAUAAGCAUACGAAGCAUACGUUCGUCGAUUUAUCAUGCGAAGAAACAAACUUUGUGUAUCCAUCUACCUGUCUACACACGCGAUACCUUAGUUGUACUUAGGUGAAUGAAAAAAGAUA
Molecule: messenger RNA, 8458 nt
Organism: Apis florea (little honeybee)
Lineage: Eukaryota; Metazoa; Arthropoda; Insecta; Hymenoptera; Apidae
Product: tenascin accessory
Biological process (GO): motor neuron axon guidance
Source: RefSeq, a predicted model, not a curated record